This is a messenger RNA of Podarcis muralis (Common wall lizard), 1623 nucleotides long. RefSeq names its product meiosis-specific protein MEI4-like. Gene Ontology annotation, biological process: spermatogenesis; homologous chromosome pairing at meiosis; meiotic DNA double-strand break formation. The record is from RefSeq and is a predicted model, not a curated record. Lineage: Eukaryota; Metazoa; Chordata; Lepidosauria; Squamata; Lacertidae. Gene Ontology annotation, cellular component: lateral element.
AAAAUUACGAAAAAAAAAUUCUCUAAAGAGGGCCUUUUUCUUUUGGGGCCGUCUCUGCCUCGGGCGACCCUGGCGCUCUCCGCCAGCGGCCGUGGGCCUUCUGACCGACGAGGCCAGGAGGGACCGGGGCCUGGAUUAUGGCGACUGACCCCCACUUCAGGCCGGACCCCGGGGCCUCCGCUUUUGGGGACGGAAGAUGGCGGAGGCGCAGCGUGGUUCCUGGAAGCCUCGCGCCUGGCCCUGGCCCUGGCGGUCUUGCGUUCGAAGCCGCCCGGCGUAAGCGGCAAGGAGCACGCGGAGCACCUGGCCAGGAUAGUGUCCGGAAAGGAUCCCCGGGAGAAAUCGCGAGUGGAAGCUUUGGAAGCGGAAGUGGUUCGCCUGAGGCAGCAGCUCCUCCUGAGCAAAGUUUACCCGGGGUUCUUUCGGAGAACGGGGAUCCAGCCGUCGCCAGCAAUGAAGCCCUGGCCCCUUGUCCGUGUGGACGAUCAAUCCGGCCAUUUGGAAGAUUCCGGGUGCAGCGUCUCAAACGACGACCUGGCGGACACGCAAGAGGCCUCCGCUGCCUUCAGCCACAGCGAGCGCGGUCCUGCGUCCGACGCUUCAUCCGUAUUGUCCAUGUUGGCUUCCUCCCGUGCCGGCCCAAGCAAGUCUUUGGUUCCUCACAUACAGUUCCUACGACGUUUCCUUGAGCUCAAGCGGCUGGCAGAGCAUGGCGGUGUAAGAACAGACUUGGGAAAACUCGGAAGGGAUUCUUCCGCAAUAUCUGAUUCUUUCUCUCGGUUGCUCGAUGGCCUGGUUGCCGCCUAUAGUUUCCCCGAAGUGCCCUUCUCAGAUUUUAUGACUCGGGCAGUUUGUGCCGUCAUAACCGAGUUAUUAAGCGAUGCUGAUGUAUCUCGACAGAUCUUGGGGAAGUGUCUUAAGAAGCUGGAAGACUCUGUGGAAAGACUCAUAGACGUUGUAUUGAACAGUAGCCACCUCAACAGAUUUCAGGUUCAGGAGUCUAUAUCCCAUGCCCUUGUUUCGAUCGGACAAUGCAACAGAUUGAGAAGGCACACAAUAUUCCUGCUCUUCAGAGAAGUCAGCCGAUUUGCUGAUGAGUUGCAGCACGCCGAUGAGAUUCAAGCUGGGCGCGACACACGAUAUGAAAAUAUUUUCUUUCUGUGUAGAGCUUUGGAACAGCUUCUGGAAAUAGGGACAGAGGAGGAAAAUGUUGCUGCCCCUUCAGGCUGCGAUGAGGAAGAGAAGAAGAUGUUUCUACAUAAACUUGACCAAGCCAUUUUUCACCUCUGUGACGAAUUUCCCUUGUUCUGUAUUUAUUUAUGGCGACUAGGCACUCUUUUGAAUGUGGCACACACUCAGACUGGUGGAAGAAGCUGGCCUGCUAUGUAGCAGUUCAUGACUGAGCCUGGAAAAUGAGGCUAGCAGGGACUGAGCCAUGUCCGCCAACGAAAGGAAAUGGGACCGCCAUUAUAAAGAGCAUGGGAUUAAAUAAAUAAAGUCUAUGACUGCAGGGUUUUUAACUUUGCUCGUUCCCAACUUUACACCUUUUGUUCUUUCAAUUUUGUAUUUAAAAAAAAUAUUUUGUACUCCUUCAAUGGCCGGUUGACCGUAAUAAACAUUUGA